GGCUCGUCUCGGCAGUUCAGGGCGAGGUGGAAAAUCGAUGCGCUAGCAGGAGAGAGGUGCUUGCAAUAGUUAUAGAGAGCUCUCGGCGUUCUUUCGGAUUCAUGAUCACGCGCUUUGCAGCAGAGUCCCUGGGGCCACCAUUCCUGUCCGUCGAGUGCUGUCGAGUCUUGUUGUUGUGCAUGCAGAGCGAAAAAAAUAAGCAGGAAAUUGAUCGCCUGUUUUUUUGGCAAUUCGAGUGGUUUAUGGGAGGAUUUUUGUAGAGUAUAGGUGCGGCGAAAGGGAGAGUGUGAAGGCAGUGGGGAAGGUGACGGGGAGGAGUGUAGGAAGGGUAAGAGAGAGAGAGAGAGAGAGAGAGAGAGAGAGUGUGUGUGUGUGAGAGAGAGAGUCUGUGGUUGAGUGCGCGUUGGCGAGGGGAAGAGUGGAGAGCUGUGUAACGCCUCGAGGCAAAGAAAAAAAGGAGCAGCAAAGGGGGAGUAGUAGUAGUGUUGUGUGUGAGGAGAUUUGGAGUGUGUUGAAGGACGGUAUAGGAAAUCAUCGUCGUGUGCCUGCACAUCCUGACGCGAUUUCACACCUGUCUGAGCUCUAGCAUGUACUUGAUGCUCUCUUGCAUUCUUCUUUUCCUCGCCUGCCAUCAAGCUGCAGCACACUUGUAUUGUAGUACCUCUUCCUACACUCUGUUUCCUCUCCACUCAAAUAGACCAAAGGUCCGUGAGUUUUUGCGUCCUGCUGGUUUUUUCCGGAAUUUUUCGAACCAAUUCCUCAGCUCACACGAGGUCUCAUCAUUACUACACGAACUUCACAUUUUGCACCUGAACUUGAAAAAUAGAGUUCUUUACAAUUUCACAAUACAUGCAAUCCAGAAGAAAGCAAAUAAAUCAAACGUUGCGGUAGAGAGUCAUCUUUGAAAGUGAAACUUCCAGCCGUUUGACAGGGUUGUAGACUCAUCUUUUUGUUGGAAUUGACGAGGCACCGAGUCGAAGUAAGAGGCAAUGUUGUGUCGAGGAAUGAGAAGAAAUCAUUGAGAGAAAGUGAGACAGUUUUUGUUUUGAAGUUUCGAAAUUUGCUCUUCGACUCACUUCAAGCAGCUGGAGGAAGGUAGAGCGCAGAAGCUUAUCGCGCUGAAGAAAUAAAUCAAAUAAUGCUGGCCAAGUUCUCGACUAUAAACUGCUGAGCAGCCGACUUUAGCUCAUUGAUUUGUAAGGUUUUAGUACCACGGGAAUUGGAAAGAACUAACUUCGUUGGUGCCGCGAAAAUGGUAGCUCCGUAUGUUCUUGCUGGUUCCUACGGCAUUCUUCUUCCGGAGGUUGACAAGCCGGCUCUGCCAGAGGUCUUCCACAUUGAUGACCUGUUGGACUUUAGUUGUGAGGAGAUUGGAGGUCCCAUAGUUGGAGGAGAGAUGCAACUCUCUGGCGUGACGGACGAGAGCUCUGCGAAUGGAAGCGAGACAAGCAUUUCUUCAUCAGUGGAAGUGAAAAGCGAGCUUGUUGAUACGUCUCUGGGGGGUAUGGAAGUGAAGACAGACCUCUGCGUGCCUUGUGAUGAUCUUGCCGACCUUGAGUGGCUGUCAUCGUUCGUGGAAGACUCUUUCACAGUUGUCGACCCCCCAGAGGUUUUUUCAGCAUACGAUGGCUUCUGCUCUCAAGUAAGUAACACCGAACGGACACAAAUCGCGAAGAUUUGCAACGACUACAAGCCGUAUCAGAAAUCAAGCCCGAUCUCAGUCUUGGAGACUAGUGCUACUUCGUCUGAACUCACUGGAUCCGAUUACCUGGAUGUAUCCGUACCUGGGAGAGCACGAAGCAAAAGGUCAAGGACAGGUGCAAAGGUUUGGACAUCAAGAAUUCUACCCACCAGCUCCUCUGUGAAUAGCCUCGAAUCGAUGGGAGCCGACUCGUACGCCAUGUCUUACUCGCCAAUCAUGUCAGACGAUGGUUCUGGCGAUAGUACGGUGGGUGGCAUUGAGCAAGACGACGAGGACUCACAAGGGUCUAAGCGUUGUAAGCUGAAGAACGACGGUAAUGGUCCGAAUGAAAGUAAGAACAACGUGACCGUAAACGUUCACAGUAAUGCCAGCAAAGGGAGAAAGAAAAAUCAAGACAAUUCGCAGCCGUGGCGGUGCAUGCAUUGCCAAACUCAGCGCACACCGCAGUGGAGGACAGGGCCCAUGGGACCCAAGACAUUGUGCAAUGCUUGCGGGGUGCGGUACAAGUCGGGAAGGCUGCUUCCGGAGUACCGACCUGCGGGAUCUCCCACUUACGUGGCGUCGAAGCAUUCCCAUUCGCACAAAAAGGUGCUGGAAAUGAGGCGAGAGCGAGAGUUGCGGAUUCAGCAGACGGGAGGGCAUGGGGUGCAGCAGCAGCAGUCCAUGCACGGGGCAACACCGUUGCGGGGGAAGACGAACAACCAGAAGGUGGCGGGAGCGAAGAGCUCGAGUGGGGAGCACGUGAAAUCGGAGUAUGGAGGUGGGUAUGGAUCGAAGAAUUUGGAGACAAUGCAGAAGAGUUUCUCGAAGCCGAUGGAGAUGCCUCGGCCUGGGAAGCCUGAGAUGAUGAUGUACGCGAGCAAGGCAUCGGGGAUGGAGUUUGCGAAGUGUUUGACGAGCACGACAGCGGUGCUUGGGUCUCGGUUGGAGUUCGGGUUGGAUGACAACAGCAUGAGGGAGAUGAGGGGAUUGUAAAGCCCUAGUAGGACAACAACGAUCUGGAAAUUCAACAAAAAAAACAAAAAACCAAAAAAACAAAAACACUAAGCCGGGUGAAUAUAUUCUUUUGGGGACCUUAUGAAGAGACUUUGUACAUGGGAAAUAGUAAGAGGCACAGCAAGUGGCUUAGGAGAUCCAGAACCCCGUACUAGUGCCGCCCCUCAGCCCCACUCCCCCUUUGAUUUUGCUAGAAGGAACAUACUGAACGGAACGGCAGGAGUGUACUUCGUUGUGGAAUUCACAAUGUCUUGUAGAUGAUAGGUACAGGAGGCAUCUCUCUGUCAAUGCCUUUGUAGCAGCAGCAGACACCAACGUCAAAUGAAUUCGUGAUUUUGGGUCUAUACUUUUGAAAGUGCUGAUUGUAAUUUAUUCUCCUUCCUCUUGCAUACCUCGAUGUUGCAAUUGAGGCGGAUAUGUGUAUGAUGUUACCCACACAGAUUCAAUGUUAACCAUUCUUUUCAGUUUCCCGUCGGGUUCGCGGCGUA
Messenger RNA from Physcomitrium patens, 3186 nucleotides. Its product is annotated as GATA transcription factor 9. Gene Ontology annotation, biological process: regulation of DNA-templated transcription. The record is from RefSeq and is a predicted model, not a curated record. Gene Ontology annotation, molecular function: zinc ion binding; sequence-specific DNA binding. Lineage: Eukaryota; Viridiplantae; Streptophyta; Bryopsida; Funariales; Funariaceae.